CGCCGGCCAGGUGGUCCAGGCGGUGCCGGUGCAGAUGCAGGGUUCGGCGGCCCCAGCUGCCGGUGCAGUCCAGCAGUCUUGCGUGGCGAGGCCUGUGCAGGAGGAGGCGUCCCCGGCCUUCGCCGCGGUGGUGUCCGAGGAGGCACCGCCGGUGCUGCUGCUCGGGGACUCCCCUGCGGGGCGCUCGCCGCCUGCGAGCGGCGGCCUGGAGGAAGAGCUGAGCCAGGCCAGCUCGGACGACGACACCGAGACGACCUCCGACGGGUGGCCACCGAAGCCGCCGCUGCUGCGGUUCAAGAUGCGCGAGCUCUUCGCGGGCCGCUUCAAGACCUCGGAGGAACUCCAGCUCAUCAAGGAAGCGAACAAGAGCCUCAGGCGUGUCUCGGAGAUCACCGAGGUCGAUGUAAAGACUGCCGCGGUCGGUGAGAUGAAGGACAUCAUCAUCGGUUGGCUGAACCAUUUUUUCGAGCUGACGAUCUCGACUCAGCUGCAGAUGGAGGUUGGCUUCCCGGUCAUCGUGAUGUUUCUGUUGGACGCCAUAUACCCGCGCCGCGUGGCCUGGUGCUCGGUGGACUGGAAGCUGGCUUAUAGACGAGCGUUGGCGAAGAACUUCCAGGUUCUGAAGAAGAUGUGGGACGAGGUCAACAUGGACAAGGCCCGAGAGUUCCGCGUCGAGAACACGGCGCUCCGGCUUGAGAACAUGCAGGCGGCCGCGCUCAAAGAGAAGCUUGCCUUCUUGAAGCAGCUGAAGCGCUGGUUCGACGUCCGGGUACACCAUGCCCCACCUUACGAGCCCCUGCUCCGGCGCCACGAGAUCGCGGAGCUGUGCCGCAUUCGGGGUCACACGUUCGACUUCCCGCCGUGGAUAAAGCACGACAAGCAUCAGAAGGCAGCGCCUGCCGCUUCCAACACCCAGAAGUUUGCGUCGAUGCCAGAGUACAAGCGGCUCAUCUGGUUUCUAGGGUCUCCUGAGCACCAGGCGAUGUGAGUGACGUCUGAUAUGACCGCCAUUUCCCGUAGUCUCGGCCGCUCUCCUUCUUUGUCUGUGACCCGUCUUCGUUCGAAACUCCUGCUCAUACCCUCUUGCUCAGCGCCCCCUCAGCACCAGGCUCGCGCCGGCGCCCGAAAGGGCUCGUGCGCCCGUGCCAGGUCCCCGCGCGCGCCCGCGCCCAAAAGGGCCUGAGUUUCGUGGGCUGCCGCCCGCUACCUCCCACCGCGCGUGCGAACACAGCCGGGCGCGGGGGCCGCGGCGCUGAGAGGGCAGCGAGGCGGACGCGCGCGCGCGCGUGCGCGGCGACGUCGCACGCGGUGCGCGGAGGGCGGCCGCGGGGCUCCGUCUCGGAGGUCGCCGGAGCGCGGCCCCUGGCGCGGCCCCUUGCGAGGCGGGGAGUCG
This is a messenger RNA of Prorocentrum cordatum, 1393 nucleotides long. NCBI's taxonomy places the organism in Eukaryota, Dinophyceae, Prorocentrales, Prorocentraceae. The record is from the annotation of a GenBank genome assembly.